Nilaparvata lugens (brown planthopper) is the source of this 849-nucleotide messenger RNA. RefSeq lists its product as uncharacterized. Gene Ontology annotation, biological process: DNA integration. Lineage: Eukaryota; Metazoa; Arthropoda; Insecta; Hemiptera; Delphacidae. The coding region runs from base 1 to 849 and encodes 282 amino acids. The record is from RefSeq and is a predicted model, not a curated record. The transcript has a single exon. Gene Ontology annotation, molecular function: nucleic acid binding.
AUGAAAGGAAAAACACGAUUCCAAGUAUGGUGGCCUGGACUGGACAAAGAUUUAGAGGAACAUGUAAAACACUGCACCGCAUGUCAAGAAAACAGAAACAGAGAUGUUGAGAUGCCACUUUUCUCAUGGACUCUUCCAACAGAAGUGUGGUCUAGAAUCCACAUAGAUUUCGCAGGACCAUUUUUAGGGAAAAUGUGGUUAGUCGUUGUAGAUGCUAGAUCGAAAUGGCUCGAAGUAAUACCCAUGUCAACAACCACAACAAAAUCCACGAUCAAUAUAUUACAAGAUCUAUUUUCUAAAUUUGGCUACCCAAGAAUAAUUGUAAGUGACAACGGUCCUCAACUGACUUCGUAUGAAUUCCAAAAUUUCUGCAAAGAACUGAACAUAAAACAUGCACGUAUCACCCCAUAUCACCCAAAAAGCAAUGGAUUGGCGGAGCGUUGUGUACGAACGUUCAAAGAACGUAUGGGAAUUUCAAAAGGAAGUACUGGCACCUUACAAGAAAAACUAAAUAAAUUUUUAUUCGCUCAUAGAACAUCCCCAAAGAGAGCAACGGGAAAAACACCUGCUUUUAUGAUGUUCGGUCGCGAGUUACGCUGCAAAAUAGAUCUAUUACUACCAGAUGUUAACGACAGAGUAGACGAAGAGUUAGUUAGACAAGGGAACAGCAAGCCGAGAGUCAACGCAAAGGUGUUCGGAGAGGGCGAUGGCGUAUGGGUACUAGACAGAUCAGGCAAAGGCUACAAAAAAGGAAAAAUCGUUAAAGUAAAUGGACCAUACUCAUACCUAGUGAAUGUUGAGGAAACGAUGAGAAGAUGCCACGCAGAUCAACUGCGAUAUGCAGAUUGA